GACUGCCGAGGCGGUGGGCCACGCGCGGACAAACAGAGCAAGUCGGCGAGAGGAGGUGGGGCCGCUGCCGACUUUGGAAGGGAGGCUGACACCCAGGGCCCAGUGUCCGACGGUCCAUGUGCGUCGGCGGACGGGCAGAUACGGCUCCCCUUUCCUGGCUGCGCUGAGAGCCUGACUACCCGAGAGGCCGAGACUCCCCUUAUAAAUUGGGUGACCGUGUCCAGGCUGGUCGUCGCCCUCCCCGUCUUCUCCCGGCCUAUUACACGAAAGCAGAGGGGGGCAAGGAGCGAGCGCCGGAGAGCUUGGAGUGGGACUUGUGCCUGCGCGCCGCACAUUCAGCGAGUGAAGAUCGAAAUGGCGCGGAUCCCAGCUCACGCUGCUCUCUGCUCACUUGCUCUGCUCUUCCUGCUUCCAGCCGCCUGGUCGGCGACGUUCACGAUGACCAACAACUGCGGCUACACGGUGUGGCCGGGCCUGCUGUCGGGAGCCGGCACGGCCCCGCUGUCCACGACGGGGUUCGCGCUGGCGCACGGCGCGUCGGCGACGGUGGACGCCCCCGCGAGCUGGUCGGGCCGCAUGUGGGCGCGCACGCUCUGCGCCGCCGACGCCGCCACGGGCAAGUUCGCCUGCGCCACGGGCGACUGCGGCUCCGGCAGCGUCCAGUGCAACGGCGGCGGCGCCGCGCCGCCCGCCACGCUGGCCGAGUUCACGCUCGACGGCUCCGGCGGCCUCGACUUCUUCGACGUCAGCCUCGUCGACGGGUACAACGUCCCGAUGCUCAUCGUCCCGCAGGGCGCGGGCGGCGCCGCCGGCGGCGGCACCAACGGGUCCGCCGACUCCGGCAAGUGCAUGGCCACGGGCUGCCUCGUCGACCUCAACGGCGCGUGCCCGGCCGAUCUGAGGGUCAUGGCCACCGCCUCGGCAUCCACGGGCGCCGGCGCCGGCGGCGGGGCCGUGGCGUGCCGCAGCGCGUGCGAGGCGUUCGGGACGCCGCAGUACUGCUGCAGCGGCGCCUACGGCAACCCCAACACGUGCAAGCCGUCGACCUACUCGCAGUUCUUCAAGACGGCGUGCCCGCGCGCCUACAGCUACGCCUACGACGACUCCACCUCCACCUUCACGUGCGCCGCCGGCACCAGCUACGCCAUCACCUUCUGCCCGAGCACCACCAGCGGGAAGUACUCUGGCGAGAACCCGCAGGCCGCGGGCGUGCAGCCCACGAACGGCAGCAUGGUCUACCUCGGCGGCGAGCAGCUCGCCACCGGCGGCGCCGCCCGCUCCUCGCCCCUCAUCUUGGCGGCCGCCGCCCUCGCCGCAGUCGCGCUGCUCUGAGCCGACCAGCUGGCCGGGCAGCCGCCACUCCGUGUGAAAUGGCGCGGCAAGAGUCGUCGCCGCCUCGCCGUUGUACAGCAGCGAGCGCACCCACCACCUGCUGGAGCGCCUUGUCCUUGUCCGGCGCGCCGC
Messenger RNA from Panicum hallii, 1464 nucleotides. Its product is annotated as thaumatin-like protein 1b. The transcript is spliced from 3 exons. Gene Ontology annotation, biological process: defense response. Bases 355 to 1332 code for a protein of 325 amino acids. NCBI's taxonomy places the organism in Eukaryota, Viridiplantae, Streptophyta, Magnoliopsida, Poales, Poaceae. The record is from RefSeq and is a predicted model, not a curated record. Gene Ontology annotation, cellular component: extracellular region.